UAACCCUUCUUUAUUUUCUCUCUCAUGAAGACAUUAAACACUAUAUAACUCACCUCUUCUUUCACUCUACCAAUAUCCCAUCAUCACUCUUAUUCACUUAACCAAAAAUAUGAGUAGUGUUUGUCCAGAACACAAAUUCCAACUCCAACUUCUCUCCCUAGAGAAAUACAAUAGGGACAAUGACACCCCACCAAGGAAGCUCCUCACCCAGCGCGCCACCGUGUACGACGGUGGCCACUAUGACUAUGACUCUGAUGAUGACUCCGGCGACCCCUACGCCUCCGACGAAUUCCGUAUGUAUGAAUUCAAGGUCCGGCUGUGUAUGCGCAGCCGGAGUCAUGACUGGACAGACUGUCCCUUUCAGCAUCCCGGCGAGAAGGCACGUCGCCGUGAUCCUCGCCGGUAUCACUACUCAGGGUCAGUCUGUCCAGAGUUUCGCCGCGGCAAUUGCAGCCGCGGCGAUGCAUGUGAAUUUUCUCAUGGAGUGUUUGAGUCCUGGCUGCACCCUGAUAGGUAUAGAACCGAGGCUUGCAAAGAUGGCAAGAAUUGCAAGCGAAAAGUUUGCUUCUUCGCUCACACCCCUCGCCAACUUAGGGUUUUGCCUCUAGACAAUGACAACAACAUCCGCAACCAAAAGUGUUCAAUUAUGACCCCUCAUAGUAAUAACAACAAUAACCAUGGUUGUCUGUUUUGUCAAUGCUCUUCUUCUACAUGCUCACCAACCUCUACCUUGUUUGGUGUGUCUCAUUUUUCUCCUACUUUGUCACCUUCCUCGCCUUCUUCCCCUACUAGGUUUGAGACUGAUGACCCUCAUGAAAGUGUUGUGAAGGAUGUGUUGUAUGAUAUUGUGUCUUCCAUGGAUGGUUUGAAUUUCGGUGAGGCUUCACCCGUGUCUGCUUCAAAGCCUCGCAAUUUGUCUUGGCUUAAUGUUUCUGAGCUUGAUGUUUCUGAGAAUCAGCAACAGUUCAUUUUUUCACCAACCAUCACUGCUGGUGGAAGGUUUUCCAACAAUGGGAAUGGGAGGUAUCUGAGGGAAGAAAGUGGGGUUGUUGCAGAUGAUGUCAUUGCCCCAGAUCUCGCGUGGGUUAAUGACUUGCUGAGGUAGAUUGUUAUGCAUUGAAGAUGGUGAUAGAAGUGGUCAUGCUGGAAAUUGUGACGAGGAUUCAACAAGUGUACAUACAUGUGGCAGCAAGAAACUUAUUCUUGGCUUCUAUUGUUACAUGUUAAAUUGUUAAUUAUUGUUUUAAGUUUAUUGCUUUCUAAAUUUGUUUAAGGUUGUCUAAAUAGGUAAUUCUGUAAUUUUUAUGUUCAUUAGUUAGAUUUAUAUUUUGCUUUGUGUAGAAAGGGAAAUCCAUUCAUUCAAUGGGAUGUUGAACUUUUCUUUUCUGUUUUGGACAUUUUGUUAAUUUUGUAUAUCCUCUUGCUAUUGUGAUAAUUCUAAAUUAUGUGCGUUAAGGUCA
This is a messenger RNA of Cajanus cajan (pigeon pea), 1460 nucleotides long. It is a transcript of the gene SOM, whose product is annotated as Zinc finger C-x8-C-x5-C-x3-H type family protein. Gene Ontology annotation, molecular function: metal ion binding. The record is from RefSeq and is a predicted model, not a curated record. NCBI's taxonomy places the organism in Eukaryota, Viridiplantae, Streptophyta, Magnoliopsida, Fabales, Fabaceae.